AAUUCGCUUUGGUAAAGGUUGACGUUAAUCACAUUGUUGGUCGCGAAUUCGAGAAAAAGAGGUAAAAAAAAACUUAACUCGAUACGUAAACCGCGUACCGCAUCGAAAUGUUCAUCAGUGUACUCGUUACGUUUGCAAGCACAACAGUUAAAAUUUAUUUGGAAUUCAGCGAAAACGAACUUUUUGAGAAAAUGAAAGGAAUCAUUGCUAUUUUUUUGGUGAUAAGCGCAUCGCUUUCGUCAGCUGACGUUUCUCAUUUAACAUACAACGAUGAAACAACUGGCACACCAGCCCCACCACCUCAUCCAUAUGCCUUCAGCUACCAAGCUGGUCGCUUCAACGGACAUGUAGAUCGUACACACAGCGAAGUGUCAGAUGGCAGUGGAGUCGUUCAUGGAGCCUUCUCUUACAUUGAUCCCAGACAAGAAAUUCGUUCCGUCGAAUAUACUGCCGACAAAGAUGGUUUCCAUCCAGUAUUGAGCCAUCCAAAUGAAGUACCCCAACAAUCUGAAGCUGUCAAACUGGCCACUCUCAGACAUUUCGAACAAUACAAUAGAAUUGCAGAACAAAAUGCCAAUGGCAAUAUAAUUGUGCCAUCGGAUUCGGCGGCCGUUGCCAGAGCCAAACAAAGACAUCAAACACUUUUCGAACAAAUUGCACUUGAACAUCAACGGCUCGGCGCAGAAUUAGAAGCCAAACGGGCUCUUUUUGAAUCGACCUCCGAAAAGGAAUUUGAAGCUGAAGCGCAAUAUUCGAUAUGAUCAUUGACUUUCGCAUUCCGUAUAUUCAAUAAGAUGCCAUUCCAAAAUUGUACAUUGUAAUAUGAACAGGGUUUUUCAUAGAUACGAAAUUUGUAUCUAGA
This is a messenger RNA of Contarinia nasturtii (swede midge), 862 nucleotides long. RefSeq lists its product as uncharacterized. The transcript has 4 exons. The record is from RefSeq and is a predicted model, not a curated record. Gene Ontology annotation, molecular function: structural constituent of chitin-based larval cuticle. Lineage: Eukaryota; Metazoa; Arthropoda; Insecta; Diptera; Cecidomyiidae. Gene Ontology annotation, cellular component: chitin-based extracellular matrix. Bases 108 to 761 code for a protein of 217 amino acids.